AUGGCUCUUUCCCGAAAUGCCACGGCUCGUCGCUCCAAUGCUAACAUUGAGAUCAAGAGGAAAGUAAGGCUCGUCACCGAGCAGAAUGUCAUCGACAAGCCGUCCCCCGUCGAGGAUUUUCCCAUGCGGAAAUGGUCGAUCAACGUCUACAUCAUCGGCGAGGAUGGUGAGGAGCACCCGGCCGACUGCUUCCUCAAGGUCGUCUACAACCUCCACCCUUCCUUCGACAACCCGACCCAAACCUUCAACAAGCCUCCUUUCCGUUGCGAAAACGAGGGAUGGGGUGAAUUCGAUAUGACGAUCGAUUGCUACAUUACCGAAAAGUCGAAGCAGUCCCUCAGCCACGAUCUCAACUUCGCUAAGAACCGCUACGAGGCCGAGCAUACCGUUUCUUUUAAGAACCCCUCACAGGCCCUGCAGCAAAUCCUGCGCGAAACCGGCCCCUUGCCAUCAGACGAUGACCGCCUCAAGAAGAAGGGUGGUGCUGGUAAGAAGGGUGCCCAGAAGUACGACUACGAAAAGAUUGCCCAGGCGCUCGAGAAGCUGGAUGAGGAUGAUCUGCUCCGCGUCAUUCAAAUUAUCAAUGAUAACAAGACAGCGGAGACAUACAUCAAGAGUGAUGUCGAUGGUGAGCUUGCGCCUGCUUCCCCUGGUGUCGAUCUCUUGGCCGCGGGAGAGUUUUCCAUUGAUCUGUAUACGAUGUCGGAUCAGAUGACCAAGCUCCUGUGGGACUACUUGGUGAGUCAAAAAUAUGUCCGGGUCUAG
This is a messenger RNA of Colletotrichum fioriniae, 765 nucleotides long. It is a transcript of the gene tfg3, whose product is annotated as transcription factor TFIIF complex subunit Tfg3. NCBI's taxonomy places the organism in Eukaryota, Fungi, Ascomycota, Sordariomycetes, Glomerellales, Glomerellaceae. Gene Ontology annotation, molecular function: histone binding. Gene Ontology annotation, biological process: regulation of transcription by RNA polymerase II; chromatin remodeling. Gene Ontology annotation, cellular component: Ino80 complex; transcription factor TFIID complex; SWI/SNF complex. The record is from RefSeq and is a predicted model, not a curated record.